Molecule: messenger RNA, 3574 nt
Organism: Tyto alba (common barn owl)
Lineage: Eukaryota; Metazoa; Chordata; Aves; Strigiformes; Tytonidae
Gene: TRIM41
Product: tripartite motif containing 41
Exons: 6
Coding region: 571-2505 (644 amino acids)
Molecular function (GO): zinc ion binding; protein binding
Source: RefSeq, a predicted model, not a curated record
GACCGGAAAGCGGAAGCGCGGCGGCGUUUUUUUCCCCGUCUGUUGGCGGAGCCCCGGCACCAUAGAGAGCGGCGGCGGGGGCGGGAGAAGGGCUAGAGCGGCUCCCUCCGGGGUCGGCGAGCGAACGGGAGUGGCGACGAGCCAGCGGGGGUGGGCGAGGGUGGCACCCCCGGGGCCGUUUGGGCUGAGGUUGGGGCCAGGCCCGGCGGCGGGGAGCGCUGUGGGGAUCAGGCCCCGGUUUGGGGUGGGGGGGGGAGGCCUCCAGCAGCCCCCCCGGUUGUGGUUUUUAUUGGGGGGGGGGGGGGGGGGAGCAACGUUAGGGGCAAAACCGGCAUCAACCCCUCAAACCUCCCCCCCUCGUUUUGAGUGUUGAAGCGAAGGGAAGGGAAGUGCCCCCCCCCCGGGGUGGGGGGGGAAGAGGGAAGCGGCACCCCAAAGUCUUGGUGGCGACUGGGUGGGGACUGGGCGCCCUUUUGGGUUUGAGCUGGUGGGUUGAGAGGGAGCUCAGGGAUUUGGGAGGAGGAGGAGGAGGAGGGUCCCUCCUCUUCAUCAUCAUCCCCCCACCCCUUGAUGGCGGCCACGGCGGUUUUAGGGGACGGGGUCCCCUCGGGGGGUCCCGGCGGGCGGCUGAACCCGGUGGAGACGCUGCAGGAGGAAGCCAUCUGCGCCAUCUGCUUGGACUAUUUCGUGGACCCCGUCUCCAUCGGGUGCGGGCACAACUUCUGCCGCGUCUGCAUCUCGCAGCUGUGGGGCGGCGAGGCCGAGUACGAGGCGGCCGCCCCGGCGGGGGCCGUGGCGGUGGGCGACGUCCUGGAGGAGGAUCUGGAGGAUGAGGAGGACGAGCUGGAGGAGGACGAGCUGGAUGUGGAGCAAGAGGAGGAGGAGGAGGAGGAGGAGGAGGAAGGCGGCGGGGAGGAAGAGGAGGAGGAGGAGGAGGACGACAUGUGGAGCGAGGAGGAAGACGAAGGCGACCUGUGGGAAGACCCCGUGGAGGAGGACAUGUGGGACGGGGGGGUGGGGGGCGAGCUUUACUUUGGGGACGAGGACUAUGACGAGGACGUGAUGGAGGAAGACGUGGAGGAAGAGGAGGAGGUGGAAGAGGAGGAAGAAGAGGUCCAGACGCCUCCUCCCCCGGUCCUGGCCACGCGGCCUCGACGCCUCCAAACCUUCACCUGCCCCCAGUGCCGAAAAACCUUUUUCCAGAGGAAUUUUCGCCCCAACCUCCAGCUGGCCAACAUGGUGCAAAUCAUCCGCCAGCUCCACCCGCACCCCCAGCGCCUCGCCCCGCCGGCCGCUGGCCCCUCGGUGUCGGGAGCCGUGCCGGGGGUGCCGGGGGUGCUGGUAGCCGUGGGGGGUCAGGCCCCCCCAAAUUUAUGCGAGAAGCACCAGGAGCCCCUCAAGCUUUUCUGUGAGGUGGACGAGCAAGCCAUCUGCGUGGUGUGCCGGGAGUCGCGGAGCCACAAGCACCACAGCGUCGUCCCCCUCGAGGAGGUGGUGCAGGAUUACAAGAACAAACUCCAGAGCCACCUGGAGCCGCUGAAGAAGAAGCUGGACGCGGUCCUGAAGCAGAAAUCCAACGAGGAGGAGAAAAUCACGGAGCUGAGGGACAAGAUGAAGCUGGAGAUUAAGGAAUUCGAGUCGGACUUUGAGCUGCUGCACCAAUUCCUCAUCGGGGAGCAAGUCCUGCUCUUGCACCAGCUGGAGGAACGCUACGAGAGCUUGUUGGCCCGUCAGAGCAGCAACAUCAGCCAGCUGGAAGAGCAGAGCGCGGCCCUCAGCCGCCUCAUCGCCGAGGCGGAGGACAAGAGCAAACAGGACGGGCUGCAACUGCUCAAGGACAUCAAAGGCACUUUUAUCAGAUGCGAGAACAUCAAAUUCCAGGAGCCCGAGAUGGUGCCGGUGGACGUGGGGAAAAAAUAUCGCAACUACUUUCUGCAGGACGUGGUGAUGAGGAAGAUGGAGAAAGUCUUCAGCAAAGUCCCGCAAGCCGACGUGACCCUGGACCCCGACACGGCCCACCCGCGCCUGAGCCUCUCCGUGGAUCGCCGCAGCGUGAAGCUGGGCGAACGCCGCCAGGAUCUGCCGGACAACCCGAAACGUUUCGAUUCGGAUUAUUGCGUCUUGGGUUCGCAGGGUUUCAGCGCCGGGCGCCAUUACUGGGAGGUCGAAGUGGGCGGCCGGCGAGGUUGGGCGGUGGGCGCCGCCCGCGAGACGGCUCGGCGCAAAGAGAAAACGGUGGGUCCUCACCAAAAACGGGAAAUCUGGUGCGUGGGCACCAACGGGAAGAAAUACCAGGCUUUGACGGCCACGGAGCAGACGGCGCUGUCGCCCAGCGAACGGCCCCGGCGCUUCGGCGUCUACCUGGACUACGAGCGGGGCCAACUCUGCUUCUACAACGCCGAGAGCAUGACCCACAUCCACACCUUCAACGCUUCCUUCCACGAGCGCAUCUUCCCUUUUUUUCGCAUUUUAGCCAAGGGCACCCGCAUCAAAAUCUGCGCCUGACCGGCCGGGCCUCGCCUCUCCAGAUCCGGCCUUGCACAGAGCCACGCUCCUUCCCCUCCCUCAACCCCCCGGAUCCCACUUGGGGACCCAACGCUGCACUCGUCUUCUUGCACCCGCUUGCUCACAAAACCUCUUCCCUCAACCUCCUGGGAUCUCACCGAUCCCAACGUGGUUUGGUUCUGAAUAGGGAAGAAUCCGCCUUGGAAAGGUGGGAAUUUUUUUUUUUUUUUUUCAAUUUUUUAUUUUUUUUUAUUUUUUUUUUCCCCGGCUCUUGCUGCUAGGAAGCUCCUCUCUCCUUCCCCCCCCCCCCCCCCCCCCGGCUUGACACCCAAAGUUUUGCGCCCACAGUUGAGUUUUGAGGUGCCUCUUGGCUCCCUUAGGACACAGACCUCCCAACUUGGGGGGCGGCGGGGGGGGUGUGAAACUGGACAUCAAGGUGCGAGCGCUCGUCGCUCCUCCAAACCCCCACUGUCAUCUUUCCCCAAAAAAUCAUUUUUCCCCCCCAUCCAGGUUGCGCCUGGAUUUCUCAGGCUUCACCUUCAACCCCCAGCUGCUGUUGGGACCUGGAGUCAAACCUGCUUUAACCUGCAAUUUUUCUCAUCUUUUUCUUUUUUUUUUCCAUUAGUGGGGGUUCUCAAAUUUCCUAACCCCCCCCCCCCCCCCAAUUCCUUUCGGAACCAUUUUCUGUGGGUCUGGCACUUUACUGGGGGCCGAGGAGGGUGCAAAGAGCUGGUCUCCUCCCCAGAGCCGCCCCGGCCCGGCCGCGGGGGCAGGAACCAGCCUCCCAUUUCCCCUUGCAGCUCGAGAGCUCUCCGAGAUGGGGAUAUUUAUUUUUCUCUCCCUUUUUUUUGUUGAGAUUCCAGCUGAAUCCUGUCCCACUCGAGAGACUCUGACUGUACCCAUUGUGGUGGUUUUUUUUUGUUUUGUUGGUGGAUUGGUAUUUUUUUUUUUUCCCGUUGGCGUUACAGAGCUAGUUCAAAAUAUUUUUGGCUAAAAUGAGAAUUAAAUGGAGAUUUAGUUUUAUGAAAUGUCAAGAAAUAAUAAUAAUAAUAAAGAAUAAGGUUGUAAA